ACACGCUGUUGCUCUGAGAGAUAAUUUUCGUCGCGAGUAAAUAAUUCUGGUACAUUGAGGAGAGUAAAUAACCGGCGUAUAAAUAUGUGCCUAACGUCACUGGCAAACCACUUCACAAUUUUAUACUCUCUGGUUCGUCGUAAAAGUGUGAACACUUACGAAAUUUUUGUGUUUUAUUUUUGUUGUUUGGAAAGGAAGUUAUUUUUCAUUGCAGUUCUUGACAAGCAAUUAAAGUACUUUUAGUGAUCAACAUUUUCUUCAAAUUUAAAACAUGGCACCCGUACCUGACAAUUUCGAUUACGAUCUGGUCGUCAUAGGCGGAGGAUCUGGUGGAUUGGCAUGCGCUAAAGAAGCCGUAGUACAGGGCGCCAAAGUAGCCGUAUUGGAUUAUGUGAAACCGUCGCCGCAAGGCACCAAAUGGGGUCUCGGUGGGACAUGCGUCAAUGUCGGUUGCAUUCCCAAAAAGUUGAUGCAUCAGGCUGCUUUGCUGGGCGAAGCGGUCCAUGAGGCGGCUGACUAUGGUUGGUCCAUCGACAAGGAAAGCGUUAAAAUUGAUUGGGACAAAUUGAAGACAUCGGUACAGAAUCACGUUAAGUCGGUGAAUUGGGUGACCAGAGUUGAUUUGCGUGAUAAGAAAGUUGAGUACAUCAACGGACUGGGAUAUUUCAAAGAUGCGCAUACGAUUGGAGCCCUAAUGAAAAAUAAUACGGAAAAGUCGAUUACGGCAAGAAAUGUGGUCAUAGCCGUCGGUGGACGGCCGAGAUAUUCAAACAUUCCCGGUGCUGUGGAGUAUGGCAUUACCAGUGAUGAUAUUUUCAGUUUGGACCGCGAACCAGGCAAAACUUUAAUCGUUGGAGCUGGAUAUAUUGGCCUAGAGUGUGCCGGUUUCUUAAAUGGACUGGGCUACGAUGCAACCGUUUUGGUUCGAUCGGUUGUUUUAAGAGGAUUUGAUCAGCAAAUGGCUGACAUGGUCGCGAAUGCUGCAACGGAAAAGGGUGUCAAGUUCGAAUACAAAUGCCAACCGAAGUCCAUUGAAAAAACCAGCGACAACCGUCUGCUCGUCAAAUAUGCAUACGACGAUGGCCGAGAGGUAUCUGAUGUAUUCGACACUGUACUGUUUGCGGUCGGACGCAAGGCAUUGGUCGACGAUUUAAAGUUAGAAAAUUCCGGCGUGAUCAUUAAGCCGAACGCAGACAAAAUCGAUGUGGACGAAUACGAACGGACCAAUGUGCCUCACAUCUAUGCCGUGGGCGAUGUGUUACAAGGUCGACCUGAACUUACUCCAGUUGCCAUUUUGGCAGGCCGCUUAUUAGCUCGUCGUAUGUUCGGCAACAGUACCGAACUGAUGGAUUACGAUGAUGUCGCAACCACAAUCUUUUCGCCAUUGGAAUACGGAUGCGUUGGUUUGAGUGAGGAAAAGGCAAUCGAACGGCAUGGCGAAGACAAUGUGGAAAUUUACCAUGCUUACUACAAGCCAACCGAAUUCUUUAUACCUCAAAAGUCGGUAAGGCAUUGUUAUCUGAAGGCUGUGGCUUUGCGUGAGGGUGAUCAGCGUGUAAUUGGGUUGCACUAUGUGGGACCGGUAGCUGGAGAGGUGAUUCAAGGAUUCGCCGCUGCAUUGAAAUCGGGGCUAACAUUCAAAACUCUGCAAAAUACUGUCGGCAUUCAUCCAACCACAGCCGAAGAAUUCACUCGACUCAAUAUUACCAAACGAUCCGGAUUAGAUCCAACACCGGCCACAUGCUGCAGUUAAUUCAUCGCUGUGUCACCGGAACAUUUAAAUUCGAGGAACAUUUCGUAACCGCCCAACGACACUCAAUUUGAUUUUUAAUUGUUUCUAUUGGACACAUCAUUUUGGACCAAUCCAGUACGCUUUGCAGAAGGUUUUCUUUCCUCAAUUUAUUUGUUAGUUGAUUUUGCCGCAAAAUAAAUUCUUUUACAAACACAAAAGCGGA
This is a messenger RNA of Bradysia coprophila, 1955 nucleotides long. It is a transcript of the gene Trxr1, whose product is annotated as Thioredoxin reductase 1. Gene Ontology annotation, molecular function: thioredoxin-disulfide reductase (NADPH) activity; flavin adenine dinucleotide binding; glutathione-disulfide reductase (NADPH) activity. NCBI's taxonomy places the organism in Eukaryota, Metazoa, Arthropoda, Insecta, Diptera, Sciaridae. Gene Ontology annotation, biological process: cell redox homeostasis; cellular response to oxidative stress; glutathione metabolic process. Gene Ontology annotation, cellular component: cytosol; mitochondrion. The record is from RefSeq and is a predicted model, not a curated record.